This is a messenger RNA of Marchantia polymorpha subsp. ruderalis, 1002 nucleotides long. NCBI's taxonomy places the organism in Eukaryota, Viridiplantae, Streptophyta, Marchantiopsida, Marchantiales, Marchantiaceae. The record is from the annotation of a GenBank genome assembly.
GCUUCGCCCUCUCCUCUUUCAUUUGCGCUCAAUCUUCUUUUCGUUCCUGGGACUUCUCCAAUCCCGUCGAAUUCGUCGAUUUCGGUGUAUUUCUUGUCACUUUUUAGCUUCCUGUUGAACUCACCGCUCGGGGCUAGAUUUUAGUUGACUGCGCAAUUUUACAGGAGCUCGUAUCUAAAGGAAUUCCUGUGGUGAUCCAUUUCCUACUAGGAAUGUUUCCGAGGCCAGUCGGCGAGUUGCUUGCUGGUUCAAGCAAAUUCGCCGUGAUCUUCACGGCUUUCCAAAUAUGCCCCACCCCUUGUCCCCAUCGAUUUCCACGACGAAGGUCUCGAAUCGCAUCAGAGACGACGGCAUGGCGACAUGAACAGCCGUGCUCGAUGCUUGAGGUUCUGUCUGGCCAAGCCCAAAUGACGACAGGAAACUGCCGACAGGAAAGCACUUCCCAACAACUAAAGCCUAGCGUCGAGUGAUUAUGCUACGGGUCUACGUGAAGGAGGAGGAAAGGGAAGAGGAGGAGGAGGAGAGGAUUGAUUGAUUUGACUGUCGGACCCCGUGCUCGGGGUACACGCGCCGAGGUCGCGGAUGCUUCUUUGUGGAGACCCGAACCAUGGUUCUUUACCGUUUCCCAUUGAAUGGUUCGUCAGACACCGCCCCUUUCGUUCCUCCAUGGGCACCCUGUCUACGAUUGCCUGUCGAGAUUUCGCGCCCUAUGCUUCUUUCAUGACGAAGGACUGUUACGAGGCCCAACUCAUUCUGACGUUCGUCGCAUAAGACUGAAUCUCAACGGCAGCCAGCAGGAAGUGACAUCUUGGCAUAAAGGAGAGGUCAUUAAGAAGAGGAAGGUUCUGUGAUAAUUCAAACUUUAUUCUAAUCUGCCUUUUACUGGUGUUGGUAUGAGUUCCCUAUCAUUCCUCUGGGUCAUUGUUUACGAUGAUUUUUAAUCAUUGGUUCAUGAUCAUUGAUGUACAGGAAUCUGCAAGAUGUUUGUGGAGUCUUGGUUUG